GCUGAAAGAAAAUUUUUAUAAACUAAUAAUCAACUAAUAAUUAGUUAAUAGAGUUAAUAGUCAACUAACAAAACUAAGAAAAUAUUAUAAAAUGAGGUUUAGGAAAUAUGUAGGUGACUAUUGGAAGUGGAGGUAUGAUGUGGAGGGCAGGUUGGUGCCUUCUAAAGUGAGUAUUUUUGGGUGGAGAUUAUGCUUAGAUAGACUCCCAACUAGAAGGAAUCUACAGAAACGAGGAGUGACCUUUCAGGAGGAUAAUACGACGUGUGGAUUAUGCAAGAAGGGGGUGGAGGAGGUGGAUCACUUAUUUUGCACGUGUAUGGAAGCGUGGGUAGUUUGGGCUAAGAUGAUUAAGUGGUGGGGUAUGGAGCUGGUGAUGCCGGACACAGUGAAGGGUGUGGCAGAGACUUUCAUCUAUGGGCUAGGCAGUUUGGUAGGCAAGGAGAUGGGAGCUUACAUUUUUCUUGUUACUGCUUGCCGUCCAGCGAUCAUCGUCUCAUCACCAUCAGCUGCAGAAGAAUGCUUAAGCAAGAACGACAUCAUCUUCGCCAGCCACCCUCGAUUGAUGAUUGGCGAACACAUGAGCGACAAUUGCAAAAGCCUCGUUUGGUAUUCAAGACAAGCCCGUUCAUUUAAGAACAGUGCUUUUGGAGUUAACGCUCAAUGUGAUGAUGAGGAUGAUAGCUCGAAAGUGAUACUAUGGCAAGAACAUAGCGGAUGCGGAAGAGGCGAGUAGAUUUUGAGCGCACUGAGCUGAGAUGAGGAAGGUGAUUUCCGUAACUAGUAGCGGGGAUUUCUUGCCCUGGCUUAAAUCCAAAAGGCUAGAACAAAGGAUGAUUGAGUUGUUGGGAAUUUCGAGCACCACAAUCCCACACAAACAGAAGCGAUAAAGAAAUUGAGACAAC
Molecule: messenger RNA, 902 nt
Organism: Rubroshorea leprosula
Lineage: Eukaryota; Viridiplantae; Streptophyta; Magnoliopsida; Malvales; Dipterocarpaceae
Source: the annotation of a GenBank genome assembly